Molecule: messenger RNA, 1380 nt
Organism: Brassica napus (rape)
Lineage: Eukaryota; Viridiplantae; Streptophyta; Magnoliopsida; Brassicales; Brassicaceae
Product: myo-inositol 2-dehydrogenase
Exons: 6
Coding region: 103-1200 (365 amino acids)
Molecular function (GO): nucleotide binding
Source: RefSeq, a predicted model, not a curated record
UGAAACUGAAAAGAUUCAAAGGACCAUUUCGUAAAUUAUCCAAAAGAUCUGAAGAGAGAGAGAGAGAGAGAGUGAGGAGAGAGAGAGCUCGGAAGCUCAGCAAUGGCGAACUCAACGAUAACCAAGUACGGAAUCGUAGGGAUCGGCAUGAUGGGAAGAGAACACCUCAUCAACCUCCACCAUCUCCGCCACCAAAACCUCGCCGUCGUCUCCAUCGCCGAUCCCCACCCUCCCUCACAGCUCCUCGCCAUCGAACUCGCUCGAUCCUUCAACUGGAACCUCAAGGUCUUCUCAGGACACGAGGAGCUUCUCGAGAGCGAGACGUGCGACGUGAUCGUCGUCUCUUCCCCCAACAUGACUCACCACCGGAUCCUCAUGGACAUCAUCGCUUACCCCAAACCGCAUCAUAUUCUCGUCGAGAAGCCUCUGUGCACCACCGUUGCGGAUUGCAAAGAGGUUCUCGAGGCUGCGAAGAAACGGUUAGAUAUGGUGGUGCAAGUUGGGCUGGAGUAUAGAUACAUGCCACCUGUCGCUAAGCUUAUAGAGAAAGUGAACGGCGGAGAGUUUGGUGAUGUCAAGAUGGUAGCUAUCCGUGAGCAUAGGUUCCCUUUCUUGGUUAAGGUGAACAACUGGAAUAGAUUCAAUGUGAACACUGGAGGGACUUUGGUGGAGAAGUGCUGCCAUUUCUUUGAUCUGAUGAGGCUCUUUGCGUCUGCGGAUCCUGUUUGUGUGAUGGCUUCUGGUGGCGUGGAUGUGAACCAUAAGGAUGAAGUUUAUGAUGGGAAGGUGCCUGAUAUAAUUGAUAACGCUUAUGUUGUCAUUGAGUUUGACAAUGGGUGUCGUGGGAUGCUUGAUCUCUGUAUGUUUGCUGAAGGAAGCAGAAACGAGCAAGAAAUCUCUGUUACUGGUGACAUUGGAAAGGGGGAGGCGCUUGUUCCAGAGGGUUUAGUUCGAUUUGGGACUCGUGCAGGAGGAAGAGAACACGUUCAGACGAUAAAAGCUGAGGAUGAAAGAAUAAAGUAUGAAGGGUUGCAUCAUGGGUCAAGUUACUUGGAACACCUCAUGUUUUUGUCGGCAAUCAGGGGUGAAGGACUAGCAGCUGUUGAUUUGGAAGACGGGUUGAUGGCUGUUGCCAUGGGAGUUGCUGCACAGCUCUCCAUUCAGGAGCGCCGCUAUGUAUCCAUGGACGAGGUCUUGUGACUUGUGAUAUAGCAGGAAUCUUGUUAAUUUGGUAUAUUUGCUUUCAUAUGUUUGUUAAGCAAGACUUGAAUCUCUGUGUUGUAAGAUAAGCAGCUGUUUGGUGUAAGGUAAGCCAAAACUGAAUCUUUUUUUUAUUGUUAUAUGUACAUAAGCUUCAAUUAGUAGAAGUUUCGUUUGACA